Alligator sinensis (Chinese alligator) is the source of this 4691-nucleotide messenger RNA. RefSeq names its product beta-1,3-galactosyltransferase 6 (gene B3GALT6). Gene Ontology annotation, biological process: glycosaminoglycan biosynthetic process. The transcript has 3 exons. Bases 1 to 999 code for a protein of 332 amino acids. Gene Ontology annotation, molecular function: UDP-galactosyltransferase activity. Lineage: Eukaryota; Metazoa; Chordata; Crocodylia; Alligatoridae. Gene Ontology annotation, cellular component: membrane. The record is from RefSeq and is a predicted model, not a curated record.
AUGGCAGCGACCAUCGAGCGGCUCGCCCCGCCCCGACCCAAAAUGGCGGCGAGCUCGGCUUCCUUUGCCCCAAGGCAGCAUGGAGGCGAGAGCGGAGGGAAGCGAGGGUGUGGUCACGACGUGUGGUGCCGCUUCGUGGUGGGCACGGGCGGCCUGGGCGGCGACGAGCUGCGCGGCCUGGAGCUGGAGCAGAGCCGCCACCGCGACCUGCUGCUGCUGCCCGAGCUGCGCGAUUCCUACGAGAACCUGACGGCCAAGAUCCUGGCCAUGUACGUGUGGCUCGACCUGCACCUGGACUUCCGCUUCGUCCUCAAGGCCGACGACGACACCUUCCUGCGCGGCCUGGAGCUGGAGCAGAGCCGCCACCGCGACCUGCUGCUGCUGCCCGAGCUGCGCGAUUCCUACGAGAACCUGACGGCCAAGAUCCUGGCCAUGUACGUGUGGCUCGACCUGCACCUGGACUUCCGCUUCGUCCUCAAGGCCGACGACGACACCUUCGUGCGCCUGGACGUGCUGGUGGAGGAGCUGAGGGCCAAGGAGCCGCGGCGCCUCUACUGGGGCUUCUUUUCCGGGCGCGGCCGGGUCAAGUCCGGUGGCAAGUGGAAGGAGAGCGCCUGGGUCCUCUGUGACUAUUACCUGCCUUACGCCCUGGGGGGCGGCUACGUGCUCUCCGCAGACCUGGUGCGCUACCUGCGCCUCAGCCGCGAGUAUCUGAACCUGUGGCAGAGCGAGGACGUCUCCCUCGGCGCCUGGCUGGCCCCCGUGGAGGUGAAGAGGGUGCACGACCCUCGUUUCGACACCGAGUACAAGUCGCGCGGCUGCAACAAUAAGUACGUGGUCACCCACAAGCAGAGCAUCGAGGACAUGCUCGAGAAGCACCAGACACUGGCCAAAGAAGGGAAGCUUUGCAAGGAGGAGGUUAAGCUGCGGCUCUCCUACAUGUAUGACUGGGGGGUCCCUCCUUCGCAGUGUUGCCAGAGGAAAGACGGCAUCCCUUGAAUGUUUUGGGAGAAGGGCAGACUCUGAGCUGGUUCUCCGUUACAGGGCCCGCUGGAAGUUGGGCUUGAAAAGUAUUCAGUUUGCACAAAUUGUACGUGGAGACCAACAUAACCCUGAAAUUUUUAAGAAAUACAAAAAUCCAGAAAUGGGGGGGGAUGGGAAAGGGUGAUAGGAUGGAAACCAAAUGCGAAGAACAUGUCGUGGGGAUAACUUGAAUGCAGGGCAGCUUGAAAGACCUUUGACUGACUCCAGCAUUUGUUUGCUGGAGAACACCUCAGGCCUUCACACCAUCCGCAAGAUUUGAAACCAAUGCCUGCUAUUCAUUCUUUGCAGGGAACAAGCGUCAUCUGGCUGAGCCUGUUGGCAACGUUUGAAGACUGAUAAUGGGAUCACAGAUCUGAUCAGUGGGAACAGCUGGCUGAUAGAGGCAUGGCAUUUAAGAAUAGGAAAAUCUGUCAGAUUUUGCAGUGUUUACGUUGGCAUUGGGGGUUGCCUAAUGUUUGGACAGGGCUCUUAUCUGCAAGAUCUGAAUUGUUAGAAGACUGGCAACUUCUCUCUGAAUUUAAUCCUUUAAACCAUUUUUUUUUUUAAACAUGAUGAUGUACUUACUAUGUGACCUGAACUGUGUGGCAGCUACAAAAUAGAUCUGUGUUUGGAAGGGAGUAUGUAUUAUGCCAUUUUGCGUAUAUACUAGGGUACAUUAUCAACCUUAUUUUGGAGGCUAACACUCGGUUACUGGGAUUAAAUGCUGCUCUUAUUAUAUUCUCCAAGCACAUUGUAUGAACUAGUUUUAACUACCUUUUCUUUUUUUCUUUUUUUUACAAGAAAAAACCCAUUGAUGAGUACGGUCUUGCAAGGGUUAGCCAGAUUCGAAUCUCAGUGUCUCAGACGGGAAGUACAAAACCACCAGGCUAUUUGGACUAACUUUAAAUAUAAUUCUGCAAAAAAAUAAGUAGAUCCAAUGUUGGUUAUUCACAUGGUAUCUCACGGGGAUUUAUUUUUACCUUUCUCUCUAGUCCUGUCUACGCUACAAUUGAAUUUAUUGCUGACAAGGGUCCAGGGUUGAAAAUUAAUUUCUCCACCAGUAUAGAUGGGAUGUUUCUGCACGUUGAUGGAGCUCAUUUUUCAUAGGAGUAAUUCCAGCACAUAUGACCUUUUUUUUCUGUACGUUUUUUAGCUGUGCGAGUAAUCCGGACGUUCUGUAAUGGUUCUGAAAAUGUUACUAUCGGUGCACACAAUUACACCAUUUGCAGCACUAGCUCUGAGGGGCUUCUCUUUAACAGCCUUUGUCAGCAACACAUCUCUUUCCUAGUAUAGACAGAGCUUUAAUGUUUAUGCCUGAAGGGCAUGUUCUCAGUGUCUGUCUCACUGUUCGUUGCACGCUGCACUUUCACGCUACUUCUUUCAUUUCCUUCUCUCCCUGGACCAGGGUCUAUCUGUCUCUCUCGCUCACCAGUGGAGGGAGACAUUAAACUUCAUAAAAUAGGAGCUCAUUCUAACCUCUUAAUAUCUUUGCUUUGUAGGCCUGUGAUUUAGUCAUUUAUACCAAAGGAAUCAAAAGUAUUUAUAAAUAAAAUCCUCUUUUUUUUUUAGUUUUGAGUAGCUUCCUAUGGAGGAUUAAGGAAAAGGACCUACUUAUUUACUUUGGGUAUUUCAACAGUGCAUUCUGUAACUUUCCCAUUAAAAGAUAAAUGAAUGAAGGCACUAAAAAUGUAAUUUAUUUUAGCUUUUGCAUGGUGACUUUGUCACACUGAUGUAGACAUGACCUUCGGUGGAAUAGAUUCCUGCAAAACAAAAUUUAAUCUGGUUGCAAGAAGUGUAAUUGGUUUCUAUACUACUUAAGUCUUUAUUUGCUCUUUGAGGUAAAUCAUUAUUGUACAGACAGCGUUUGUAAUUGUGAUUUAUUUAUUUAUAAAUAUUGUAAAUGUACUAUAUAUAGUAAAAAUGUAAGAUAGUUAAGUGUCAUCUUCUAUUUAAAAUUAUUUAAGGAAGGUCAACAAAUAACUUAUCAAGUGCUUGAAAUUUACUGAUAUAUACAGUUCAUUAUUUAAAAUUAUCAAGGUCUGAGUUGUAGACCCAAAAUGUACCGCAUGUCUCUCUCAAGCUAGUAACAAUGUACUAAUCGCCCAUUUGUCGAAAUAUCAAUUUUUAUGUACGUCUCUUGCAUUGUUGUUUCCCUCUCUCAUUUCAUUGUUUUCAUGGGGUGAUGAGAAUUUGAGCCACACAGGAGUAAAAAAUAAUUGUCAAAUCUCAUAUAAGAUUUAGCCAGCAGAACAGACAUGUACACACUGCUGUUUAAACAGAUUUUUUUUUCCUUCUGUAGAACACAGGGUCCAGCCAUGUACUUGAAAUUGAAAUAAAGUGCUCAAUCCUGCAAAGCAUUUACCAUAAAAGUCCCCCAAGUGAGAGAUUUUGCACAUCUAAACUUUUGCUUAAGUGCUGUGCAAGCUCACGUGAUCACUAUAUUUGAAAUGUGGGUCUUUAUUCUAACAUCAGUGUUCAGUGAUUUCGCUUUCACAGGUUCCUUUUAGCCUGGAAUAUUACCCAUGUGAUCCUGAGCUCAAAAAUGAAUUCUUUUUGAAGGUUUGACCUUUUUUUGGUGGUGUUCCAGAUUAUGUGGGAAGGGAGGGGAGGAGGAAGAAUCUUCUUGGUUUUGACCAGAAAAUCUGUACUUGGAAAAACUUCAAGUGCCUAAAGCUAUCACCCUUCUCUCCCCACCCCACCCCACCCCACCCCCCCCAUGACACCAACCCUCAGACUUUGUUUUAUUUUAUAUACUUCAUUAAGGUCUAACACUGUUACAUCUGUCCUUUUGUACAUGGGAUACUGCAUGUAGUGAAACGGGAAGUUUUCAAGACUUGCAGUCCAAAAUUUCAGUUCAGGGAGUUUAAGUCUUUUGAAAUGCUCCUGUCCUGUUGAGUCACUGGGGCAGAGGGCCUGCAGAGUUCAGCAAAGAGAACUGCUGACCAUCAUAAACCUGUUAUCCCACUAUAAUAAAGUAUUCCACUAAAACUUUGUUCACGUUUAAUUGUAGACAUAUGCCUUCAGAAGAGCAUCUAAGUGGAAAAACCUUGAACAGCAUGCCUACUGAAAGUUGUAACCCAGAGUAAAAGAAAGUCUGCUUCUGUGUACUGUAUAAGCAUCGAUGGCCACACAAAAAUGCAAUGCAUUACAAAGAUUUCUUUACUUAGGCAUUUGCAGGACAUUAACUGCCACUUGAAAACCCAGGCCUAGUGAAGUCACUGGCAGAAGUUUCACUGACUGCAGUAGAGCCAGUAUCUUAGCUGAGCACUUAAGCAGUAAUUGUGAUAAGUAAAACAUCUCCGUGAAUCCUUGGAGAAACUUUAUUGAAGUGGGUGGAAGUUUUGCCACUGACUUCAAUGGGAGAAAAUUCAGGAACAUAGUUUAUAUAAAGAGGGUUUUUUUUUCUAAUCUGAAUUUUGAUAGUGUUAAAGUGAUGUAGUUGUGAUGGUCCAGGAAAUAAGUGAGGGGCAAGAAUUUUUAUGGGAGAUACCUUUUAUUGGACAGCUGUAUGGUGGGUGGACUUGGACAAGGUUUCAGGUAUCACAGUAUCCUUCCUCAAAUAAGUCUAUUCGUACCACGUCGUUGGUUCAGUAAAAUAAUGAAACUUUCUUUCCUCUCACUGCUUUAAUUCACAUAAUGUAAAGACCGUUUUGAUUCCAUAACAGUAA